AUGCUCCGCCGCAAACCAACAGCCCUAACAAUAACGCACGAAGACAUCACCCAAUUCGAAGAGUCCCUCACCCGACGCCUCGCCUACGCCCACUACCUCAGAACGGGCGAGGAUCCAAAUGGCUUCUUUCGUCAGGCGCAGCCAGGCGAUGCGGACUUCGAAGCACAGCAGGAACGCCUUGCCCAACGACAGCAGGAGCAAUCGAACGGGGGGAAGGUUGAUCCGGAUGAUGAGUUGAAGCCGUUGCCGGGGUAUAAGGCGCGGAUUGUGAGGGGGAGGGAGGAGAGGAUCAUUGGAAGUGCUGCGGUUGGUGCGACGAGAGGGCCUGCGGGUGGGGUGGACGGUGGAGGGUUGGCUUGCGACACUCUGCGAACCUGCGUUGGCUACUUCGGCGACGAUAUAUGGGAGUUGUACGAAUUUGGGAAAAAGGACAAGCUCUAA
Molecule: messenger RNA, 441 nt
Organism: Cyphellophora attinorum
Lineage: Eukaryota; Fungi; Ascomycota; Eurotiomycetes; Chaetothyriales; Cyphellophoraceae
Exons: 2
Coding region: 1-441 (146 amino acids)
Biological process (GO): anaphase-promoting complex-dependent catabolic process
Cellular component (GO): anaphase-promoting complex
Source: RefSeq, a predicted model, not a curated record